This is a messenger RNA of Phytophthora sojae, 2100 nucleotides long. RefSeq lists its product as hypothetical. Lineage: Eukaryota; Oomycota; Peronosporomycetes; Peronosporales; Peronosporaceae. Gene Ontology annotation, cellular component: endoplasmic reticulum; membrane. Gene Ontology annotation, molecular function: long-chain fatty acid-CoA ligase activity. The coding region runs from base 1 to 2100 and encodes 699 amino acids. The transcript has a single exon. The record is from RefSeq and is a predicted model, not a curated record.
AUGCCAACACCUUUGGGGUAUUCCAAGGUGUUGCAGGGGACCGAGACAGACGCAGCGGGACCUAUCUAUCGCUCUCUGGCACAACCACGAGACGCUAUCCUGCAAGACCCGGCUAAUCCAGACGAUCCUUUCGUGGGUCUAACGAGGCCAGAAGCACCCAGCUUAUAUCACAACUUCAUCCGCACUGCUGAGAGCUACCCCGCACUCCAGUGCCUCGGUGUACAGCCUCUUGUUGACGGUGUCGCGCAACCGUUCACGUGGCUCACGUACGAACAAGUCGCUACUCGAAUUGCCAAUGCCGGUGCGGGUAUGAUGCACUUAGACCUGUUGCCGCGUGUGGGGGAUGACGAAAGCGACCGAAUGUUGGCUGUGUACAUGAAGAACUCGAUUGACUGGGUGGUUGUGGAGUAUGCAGCGUAUUCAUUCAGCGCGGUUGUCGUGGCACUGUACGACACGUUGGGGGCUGACUCAACGCAGUACAUUUUGAACCAGACAGAGAUUUCGACUAUCGUCUGCACAGCUGCAGAGCUGCCCAAGCUCACUCAGAUUUCUUCCAACUGUCCGUACCUGAAAACUGUCAUCAUUUCGGGCGGGUCAACGGGCGACGCACAAUUUGAAGCCGAGUGCGAUGCUAGCGGAGCUGGUCUCAACGUGUUGCAUUUGGAGAUCGUCGAGUCCGAAGGACACAAGCACCCCAUGCCUGCCGAGCCGCCGACUGGAGAUGACAUGGCUACCAUCAUGUACACGAGUGGAACCACGGGCGAUCCGAAGGGAGUUAUGCUCACUCACGCUGGAAUCCUAUCAGGGUGCGCUGCUGUUAAAGACUUCUGCAUCGCGGGUGGCCACGCGUUCUCUUCCGGCAGUGUGUACUUGUCGUAUCUUCCCCUGGCGCACAUUCUCGAGCGCACAUCACACGUGCAUUCGUUCAGCGUGGGAAGUCGGAUAGGCUUCUCGCAAAACAACCCCCUGAAACUCGUUGACGACAUCAAGGCACUGCGACCGACCGUGUUCGUCACCGUCCCUCGCUUACUCAAUCGGAUUUACGACUCGAUCACCGCCAAGAUGCUGAAUGGGAAGAAGUCCGUGGCCUUCCUGUUCACCACUGGAGUGCGUACGAAGAUUCGCCGAUUGCGGAGACGCGGAAUCGCCCGCCACGCGUUCUGGGACCGCUUGCUGUUCCGCAAGAUCCGAGCGGGGCUUGGACUCGAUCGAUGUGAGUUUAUUAUCUCUGGAUCAGCGCCACUAGCCCCCGAAGUCCUCGACUUUUGCAGAAUUGCCCUCUUGGCCACUGUUGUCGAGGGAUAUGGGCAAACUGAGACUUGCGGUGGAGUUACUGCUACGCCAUUCCACGAUCUGUCCACGGGUUUCGUUGGCACUCCAAACACGGCCGCGGAGAUCCGUCUCGAGUCCGUUCCCGACAUGGGGUACCUUGUGAUGGAUCGAUCGCAUGGAGAGGGGUCUGCUGCUGUUCCCUGCAUGGGGCGCGGGGAGAUCUGUGUCCGAGGACCGCUCGUCUUCAAAGGUUACUACAAGCAGCCAGACAAGACAGCUGAAGCCAUGGAUGCUAGUGGGUGGCUGCACACCGGAGACAUCGGCCUGUGGUCCCCGUUGGGUCAGCUGCGCAUUAUCGACCGCAAGAAGAACAUUUUCAAGUUGUCCCAAGGUGAGUACGUGGCUCCGGAAAAGAUCGAAAAUGUUCUCGUCACGUGUCCGAGCAUCGGGCAAAUCUUCGUGGAUGGCGAUAGCUUCCAUUCGCACGUCGUGGCGAUCGUUGUUCCUGAUGAAGCAGUUAUUCGCUUGGUUGCAAAGGCUAAUGGCUUGCUGAACGCAAGUUUCCGAGAGCUUUGCGAUCACGACUCGAUCAGGGGAACCGUGAAGAAAGAGAUCGAGGAGGCCUCGAAACGCGCAAAACUUGCAGGAUUUGAGCGUGUGCGUGAGAUCUAUCUGCACCACGAGCUUUUUACAGUCGACAACGAGCUUCUAACGCCCACAUUCAAGCUCCGCCGAGCCGACGCUCAAAGGCGCUUCAAGAAUGAGAUCGCUCACAUGUACGAGCUGACAGGUGACAGCAUCGUCAAGGGCAUCCCCGAUAUCAAGUAG